AGAAAGAAAUGUACAGUCUACACAGCUGACCAGAGAGCUAGUGCAAGCGAUCUAGCAAGUUUUAAUCUUGGAAGAAGCCAGCUAGGCGCGUGAAUAUGGAUCGCCUCACUGUGAUGGCGCCGCCGCUGCUCGUCCUCCUCCUGCUGCUCCUCUCGCGGUGCUCGGCGGCGGCGUCACGGCGCGGCGGGGGCUGGUGGGAGGAGGGCGAGGGGGAGUGGAGGCCGAGCGAGGAGGAAGAGAAGGGCAAAGGCAAAGGGAGGGGGCUGUUCCUGCUGCACCGGGUGGAGAAGGUGGUGGAGUCGGAGGGCGGGCAGGUGCGCGUGGUGCGCGGCCAGCCGUGGCCGCCGGCGUCCUUCGCCUGCCGCGAGGGGCUCAUGCACAUCGGCUUCAUCACCAUGGAGCCCAAGACGCUGUUCGUGCCGCAGUACCUCGACUCCAGCAUCACUCUCUUCGUGCAGCGGGGGGAAGCGAAGGUUGGGUAUAUUCACAAGGACGAGCUCGUGGAGAGGAAGCUCAAGAUGGGCGACGUCCUCCACAUCGACGCCGGCUCCACCUUCUACAUGGUCAACCCCGGCAAAGGCCAGAGGCUGCAGAUCAUAUGCAGCGUGGACGCCUCCGAUAGCCUUGGCUUUGGACCUCCUUAUCAGGCCUUCUUCCUCGGCGGCGCAGGGGACCCGGCGUCGGUCAUUGCCGGUUUUGGGCCGAAGACGCUUACCCGUGCCUUCAACGCCACCUACGACGAGUUGGCGCGUAUCCUGUUGCCACGAACCGGCGGCCCCAUCGUGUACUACACCGCGGACGCGGAGCCAGAGAGCGGUGCCGCCGAAGAGGAGCGCGGGCAGGUCGACGGGCACGACGGUGUGCUGGACAGGGGAGCGCGACGCGAGGGCGCCGGCGCGUGGGUGCCGGGUGGCAGGGGAGACGGAGGCGACGAGUGCGGCGGCAGCGAUGACGCGCGUGAGGCGACGUGGUGGUGGACGAAGCUGGUUAACAGGGUCGUCGGAGGGGCGGCUGGCGGCGGCGGCGCUGCGGAGGCGAACAGGAAGGGCAAGAAGAAGAAGGGCGGCGCGCCGGAGCCGUACAACCUCUACGACAGCGAGCCCGGGUUCCGGAACGCGUACGGCUGGACCGUCUCCGUCGACAAGCACCAGUACGAGCCCCUCAAGCACCCGGACAUCGGCGUCUACCUCGUGAACCUCACCGCGGGGUCGAUGCUGGCGCCGCACGUGAACCCUCGGGCGACGGAGUACGGCGUGGUGCUGGGCGGGGAAGGCACGGUCCAGGUGGUGUUCCCGAACGGGUCCCUGGCGAUGAGCGAGGUGGUGCGCCCCGGCGACGUGUUCUGGAUCCCGCGCUACUUCCCCUUCUGCCAGGUGGCGGCGCGGGCCGGGCCCUUCGAGUUCUUCGGCUUCACCACCUCGGCGCGCCGCAACCGGCCGCAGUUCCUGGUCGGCGCCUCCUCGGUGCUCCGUACCAUGCUAGGGCCGGAGAUCGCCGCCGCGUUCGGCGCUCGCGAGAAGGAGUUCAGUAAGCUGGUGCGUGCGCAACGGGAGGCCCUGAUUAUGCCGUCCUCUCCUGGGAAGGAGGAGGAGGAGCAUGGGAAGAAAGGGAGGGAGAAAGAGGAGUCACUGCCGAUGGUUGUCGAGCAGGCGGCGGCGGAGUGAGCUGCUUGAUCUUUCAGUCUUGGACUCUUGGCUUCCUCAGAAGCGCGCGCGCGCCACCGGAAAGUGUUUCUACUCUUGUUACUGCGCCUUGUCAGUGAUCGUGUUGUUGGUUUUUUUUUUCGUGGCGCCGUCUAUAAAUAAAAGUGCUUUGUGCGUUUACAGCUAUGAAAUCAGGAUUAUCAUCCGUAACUCGUAAGCUGGACGCCAAUGCUCCCGGCCGGAUAAUAGAAGCAGAGAUGAUUUACGUAGAAGCAGAAAUGAUUUACAUAA
Molecule: messenger RNA, 1934 nt
Organism: Zea mays
Lineage: Eukaryota; Viridiplantae; Streptophyta; Magnoliopsida; Poales; Poaceae
Exons: 5
Coding region: 96-1664 (522 amino acids)
Source: RefSeq, marked provisional